AUGACUUCUUUUGCUAGUGCAUUUGGUUCGUCAAGUCCUGAUGCAAAUAGUUUAAAUAAUGGAGAAACUAAUUUAAAUAAUUCAGCUGAAAGUCAUCAAGAAGAAUCAAAGAAUUUUUCAAGUAUAGAUCUCGAUCAACAAUCAACACCACCAUCAUCAUCAUCACAGCUUCAAAAGCAACAUUCAUCUUAUGUUAGUCUAACUGAUGCAGCUACAUUUCAUACUGAUUCAAAUGUUACAACUAACAAUACUGCACGUAUUCCAAUAUCAUCAUCAUCUCAAGAUUUUCCUUCGAAUUAUUCAACAAAUACAACAAUUGAUACAUCUUCAAUAUUAUCUGAUAAACGUAUUUCUAUUCCUGAUAUGUCGAAAAUAUCAGCAUCAUCUGCUGCAGCUGUUGCUGCUGUUGGACCAACUAUUGAUAAAUUAAAACAAUGGGGUCUUUCAACAUAUAAAUGUACAAAACAAACACUUUAUGAAAAAUUAGGUAAAACAAUACGUACAGUUGAUGUUGAACUUGAAAGUCAAAUUGAGCAACUACGAGAAACUAAACGUCGAUAUGAAAAUGUACUUGCUUUAGCACGAAGUUAUGCCAAUCAUUUUUCAAAUUUAUUAAAUACACAAAGAGCUUUAAGUGAUACAUUUCUUGACUUAAAACAUAAAUCAUUUAAUUUAUGUGAUGAAUACGGUUAUAAUGCUGAUACUCAAAAUUUAUUAGUACGACAUGGUGAAAUUUUAAUGGGUGCAUUGAAUUAUUUUAUAUCAACGCUUGAUACACUUUGUAAUAAAACAAUUGAAGAUACAAUUACUACUAUUCGACUUUAUGAAACGUCGAGAUUAGAAUAUGAUGCAUGUCGAACAGAAAUGGAACUACUUUCACCAGGUUCACAAUUAAAUGAAAAACAACGAGAAUUUGAAAAAUAUAAAGAAAGAUAUGAAAAAUUGAAAUGUGAUGUCAGUAUUAAACUCAAAUUUCUUGAUGAAAAUCAGACAAAAGUUAUGAAAAAGGAAUUACUUCUUUUUCAUAAUGCUAUUGCGGCUUAUUUUUCAGGCAAUCAAGCAGCUCUUGAUGCAACAAUGAAACAAUUCAAUUUAAAAAUUGUAACAAAUGGUGAUAAUAGUCAAGAAAAAAAAUCGUUUUUAGAACAGUUUCAUAACUAG
Adineta steineri is the source of this 1161-nucleotide messenger RNA. The record is from the annotation of a GenBank genome assembly. Lineage: Eukaryota; Metazoa; Rotifera; Eurotatoria; Adinetida; Adinetidae.